CAGUGACAACCAAAGAAGACUAUAUUCAAACAGCGAACCCAAUUCAAACCAUUGGACUUGAUCUACUACAAUACAAUAAAAUAAACAAACCGCCGUGAUGCCCAAGUCAAAGCGCUCCAAAGUCAUACACCUCACGCAGGUCAACAAGAAGACCCGCGAGAACAAGGAGCGCCUCUUCGAAAAUAUCCGCGAAUGCAUCCCCCAGUACCAGCACUGCUUCAUCUUCGCCGUCGACAACAUGCGCAACACAUACCUGAAAGAUGUGAGGCAGGAAUUAUCCGAUAGCCGCAUCUUCUUCGGCAAAACAAAACUCAUGGCCCGCGCCCUCGGCCACAGCCCCGAGGACAGCUACGCCGACAACAUAUACAAGCUAACCCCGUACCUGCGCGGCACCGUCGGCCUAAUCUUCAGCAACCGGCCCCCUGCGCAACUCCUCCCGUACCUAGAGUCUCUAGCGGGUGAAAAAGUCGACUUCGCGCGCGCCGGCGCAGUCGCACCCAGAGACUUCGUCAUCCCCCCGGGAACCUUGUACGCCACAGGCGGCGAGGUGCCUGCCGAGCACGACGUCCCGCUAGGACAUACCCUGGAGCCGGAGCUACGACGCCUGGGCAUGCCCGUGCGCAUGGUCAAGGGGCGCGUUGUGCUGGAGGAGGCGCUUGAGGGAGCGCGUAAGGAAGAAGGGUAUGUGGUGUGUCGGGAAGGCGAUGUGUUGGACUCGCGGCAGACGAGGCUGCUGAAGUUGUUCAGCGUGUGCAUGAGCGAGUUUAAGAUCAAAGUCGUCGCGUACUGGAGCGCCGCUACGUCCGAAGUCACGCCCGUGGACCCGGAGGCCAUGGACGGUGUUGAGGACGAGGGAAGCGAUUAAGGGAUUAAGGGGAAACACAUGUCCGUUGCUGGCACUAUACUCACUAUUCCUGUAGUUUCCCCCCUCCCCCUACCCCCGUAUAUAUUCUCGUAUGUGCAUUUACGGCGAUACCAUGGUUGCUGGCGUUUUUUGGCAGAGGCAAAAAGAUAGGGGCCGGAAAGGUUUUUCAUGAUUAAUUCGGGUUUUCACUAUUUCGCUAUGCUCGCAUUAGCAUUGGCAUUGGCAUUGGCAUCUUAGGCUUAUCUAGGUCGAAAGGCAUUAUAUGAGUCGUCAUCAUCCAAGACGACAGCGACAGCCGUCUAAAAACU
Messenger RNA from Daldinia vernicosa, 1173 nucleotides. RefSeq names its product mRNA turnover protein 4. Gene Ontology annotation, biological process: nuclear-transcribed mRNA catabolic process; rRNA processing; ribosomal large subunit biogenesis. Bases 98 to 865 code for a protein of 255 amino acids. Gene Ontology annotation, cellular component: preribosome, large subunit precursor; nucleolus. The transcript is spliced from 2 exons. The record is from RefSeq and is a predicted model, not a curated record. Lineage: Eukaryota; Fungi; Ascomycota; Sordariomycetes; Xylariales; Hypoxylaceae. Gene Ontology annotation, molecular function: RNA binding.